This is a messenger RNA of Dunckerocampus dactyliophorus (ringed pipefish), 1838 nucleotides long. RefSeq names its product immunoglobulin superfamily, member 5b (gene igsf5b). The transcript is spliced from 10 exons. The coding region runs from base 173 to 1258 and encodes 361 amino acids. The record is from RefSeq and is a predicted model, not a curated record. Lineage: Eukaryota; Metazoa; Chordata; Actinopteri; Syngnathiformes; Syngnathidae. Gene Ontology annotation, biological process: cell-cell adhesion.
CUUUUUUUGGUCCUUUUUUGGGGGGGCGGAUGCAGAAGAGCACCACACAUAAAGAAGCACCUGUAUCACUGACAUGUAUUUACCGUAUGUGUGAUACUUACCGCCCUUCCAUUCAGACAAUGAGGUCCUUGUCACUCUGAUCCAUGCGUUGCCUGCAUUUGGCAGCAUAACGAUGGCCGUUUUUGUUCUGUCCCUGCUUCUUCUUUCAUGCAGGACACAAGCCGUUUCAGGUGUUUUAAAGCUGUUGCCCGCCAGCUUGACUGUCCUCAGAGGCGACCAGGCCCGCUAUACCUGCACGACCACAAAAACCACAGCGUGGGAUGUGAUGCUGUGGGAGCUAAACACCACAGUAGUGGUCUCCGUCUCCAGGCAGUAUGGCGUACUGUCUUCCUCUAUCCCCGAUGUGACGGCGGAGGAAAGCCGUGGGCCGAAUGGAGACGGUUGGACGCUUGUUGUCAAGAGUGUUCAGAGGCAUCAUGAGGGACAAAUCACCUGUAGCCUUCAGGGAAUCGAGAAGAAAACAGCAAGCCUCUUUGUUCAAGAAAAAGGCAGCGUGAAAGUCUCUGGAGGAAAUGCAACAGCUUUAAAGGGGCAGUCGGUCCUGUUUGAGUGCCAGGCAGCAGGAUGGUAUCCUCAACCUUUGUUGCAGUGGGAAGUCGAUGGAAAAAAGUUGAGCCAGCGUGAAUACAACCUGAGUAGCGGAGAGAAGCGGAACAGCCUCUUCACUGUGAGCAGCAAUGUCAGCCUGACGGCGACAAGGAGCUCUGGCGUGGCCUGCCUGGCCUCGGUGUCUGCACUCUCCACACCGCUCAAGAGCAGCGUCCGCCUGACAGUGGUUGCAGAGGUGCUGCACGACGAAGACGACCGCAUGCUCCCGCUGGCGCUAACGUCCUCCUUUGCUGCUCUCCUCCUGCUCCUCCUGCUUGGCAUCUGCACCGUCCUCUGCUACAGACAAAGGAUACAAGAAAAGGGAAGCACGAAGGAUGCACUAAGUUUUGAGGAAUCGUACGACAGCCAGAGACUGUGUGCAAAUGCUUCAGGGGGCCAGGUCAACGUGGGGUACAUGAAUGAGGGCGCGGCAGAUGCAGUUUACAAAGAGCUAAUCUUGGGAAUCCAUAGCAAGAAGGACUUUGUCAGCAUUGGCCAGGUUCCUGACCUGGUGACCUCCAGCAGCCAGUCUGUACACGGUGACAGUUGCACCCAAGUGGACCAUUCAGAGGAAAAUGCUAAAAACAUCAGGAGAGUUACCACAGUUUGAACAAAUACAACACAAACGCAAGAUGAGAUAUCUGAAAUCAAGGUCAAAAAUACUUUUUUUCUUUUCCGAAAACUAUGUCAGGCCAGCGUGCUUAUCUUAAAUAACCUAAAAUGGGAUAUACACAAUAGUAUUUAAAUAAUCAAAAUACCAGCAGAACAUAGAAUUUUGACUCACCAAACUGCUUAAAAGAAGUAAAAUGGUGAUUUGGCAAGUCAAGCAUUUUACUUGUUUUAAGAAAUGCAAACCGGACUAACGUAGGAAGCACUUACAGUAAGAAGAACUAAAUAUCUUGUUAGUCAAAAACAAGCAUUAGUUAGACAUUUAAUUGUACUUUUUUUUUUUUUUAACAAUUUUUGGCAAACAUUUUGCUGAAAAUCAUAAAUUGUUUGAUUGGGGACGGUUUGACGUUUGCUGUAAAUGCACGUUGUGUGCAUGUGCACUGGAAAAUAAAACUAUUCACAUUCAAGGACAAAAAUCCUUGUAGGUUUUUGCAGGAUGAUAUUCUCAUGAAAGUCAAGUACAUAGUUUUGCUUUUGUCACAAAAAAUCUAAACAGGAUUGGUUGAUAAAUGCAAUAUUAC